Molecule: messenger RNA, 4411 nt
Organism: Maniola jurtina (meadow brown)
Lineage: Eukaryota; Metazoa; Arthropoda; Insecta; Lepidoptera; Nymphalidae
Gene: Su(z)12
Product: polycomb protein suz12-B
Exons: 9
Coding region: 72-2342 (756 amino acids)
Cellular component (GO): nucleus; ESC/E(Z) complex
Molecular function (GO): chromatin DNA binding
Source: RefSeq, a predicted model, not a curated record
UGACGCUGUCAUGUCAACGAACUGAUGAACUUGGCGGUUUCGGUCUUAAAAUUGGCUAGGUGAACCCUAAAAUGCCCCCAAAGAAGCGUGAAAAAGAUAGUGAAACAAACAAAAACUCUAAAAUCGAUCACUUACAGGCUGACCAUGAGUUAUUCCUACAAGCCUUCGAAAAACCAACACAGAUAUACAGAUUCUUGCGGACGCGAAAUAUGUUGUCGCCAAUAUUCCUCAACAGGACAUUGUCAUAUAUGAAGCGGAGAAUGUCCAGGAGCAAUAAAAGUCGCGUCGGUUUCAAAGUAGACUCCUUGUUGGAGAAGAUUACAUUGAAGAAGAGCACGGAACUACAGCCUAAUAGCUUAGGUGGUUAUAUGACUUUGACAUUCCUUGGAUUUUAUGACAAAAGCUUAGAAGACCCUUGCUCCAGAGACUUUCAGGUCAAAGUUGAAACUCUUUUAUUGAAGAUUUGUCACAAAAAAAGGAAAGAAAGUUCUUCAGCGAUUGUUGAAGUUUCAGUGGGCAGUUGUUCUGUACCUCUCAACCCAUCAACCUCUGAGCCGCCAGCCAUGGCUUCAGCGGUCAGCAUCUCUAGUGACACAUUUAGCCCAUCCCACGGCCCUAAUGUCAAGUCCUACAUGUUAAUGUUAAGAGUUACUGUCACUAAGAUCUGUAACUCUAAUGGAUCUACCUCUGCAGAGAUCACAAACGGUGAUAGCGAUGAACCUCUAUCCAAACGUCUCAAAUCAUCAACAGACCUAAACUCACCAACCACGGAUAACAAAUGGAGCAAGCUCUAUGGUAGUGAGCUGAUUGUCUAUGACAAGCACAACCGAUGCCUUCUUACGAAUGGGGAAUAUGAUCUAGUACUACACGAUGUCACACCUGGAGGUCGCAGCGCCACUAUAGCACGGUCUCCGCAUAAAGCUCUGAUGGCUCAGUGGGAAACUAUACCUAAUGAAAAUGAUUUUACAUCAGAGACAAACCCAUUCAACAUAUUCAAAGUGAGACCGUUAUUGAAACUGAAACUAAGCUGGAGUCAGGAGCCCACUAAUGGUUUAGUGAACAGACCAAAGUUGUACCAACAAGGGGAGAGCAAUGGAGUCAAGAAGGAAACUAAUUCCACCAAAGAUAGACUUUCCACACAGAAAGUUUCCACUAGUGAUAGUAAAAAUGAAAAACUAAAAGCGGAAUCAAAUGGAGGCGAGUCGAAACGUCAACAGAUUAUAUACCAAUUCCUGUACAACAACAACUCCAGACAACAGACGGAAGCCUGUGAUGAUCUACAUUGUCCGUGGUGCUCUCUGGACUGCGGCACUCUAUACUCUCUGCUCAAACACUUGAAGCUGUGCCAUUCCAGAUUCAACUUUACAUAUUUCCCGAUCCCAGGAGGCGCCCGUAUCGACGUAUCAAUAAACGAGCUAUAUGACGGCUCAUACACCGGGUCACCCCACGACCUCAUCGCGGCGCAGGGCCGGAGCAGCACCGCGGGCCCUCGGGCCGGGCCUACACGGAGGGCCUCACUCACACACCUGUUGGUUUGGAGGCCUCGGAUAAGAAGGAGGCCCCAAAUACACAGUUUGGCAGAGUUUUUGGAGCUAGAUGAUAAUGAUAUCGUGGACGCGCAGAGGCCUUAUCUUACUGGACAUAAUAGACUCUAUCAUCACACAAUAACCUGCCUACCAGUUUACCCUAACGAAUUAGACAUCGAUUCCGAAAGUGAAACCGACCCGCUAUGGCUGCAACAGAAAACCAUGAUGAUGAUUGACGAAUUCACUGAUGUGAAUGAAGGAGAGAAGGAGCUUAUGAAAAUGUGGAAUUUGCACGUCAUGAAAUACAACUAUGUCGGCGACUGUCAAAUCCCUCUAGCCUGUCAAAUGUUCCUGCAAAUGAAGGGGAAGGAGUUAUUAGAAAAGAAUUUGUAUAGAAACUUUACACUCCACAUGUGUUCUUUACACGAUUUCGGGUUACUGAGCCCGGUAGCUUUAUAUCAAACUGUGCAAAUGCUCAAUCAAAUGUUAGCGGAUAGUGCUGAGGCCAAAGAAAAGAUGAGGGACUCCUUAAAAGCUCAGAGAGAGCAUUGGAAUGCGGUCGGGAAGUACCAGCAACCGGUUAUUAUAGAACAGAAACCUAUAACGGCCACAGCGAAGUUGAACAACGUAGAAGCGUCACCAUCCGUUAGAAGAAAAACUUCUAAUCUCCAGAACGCCAAUAGGAUGGCGAGCGCUAGUUCCAAUUUCAAAUCGGCCAGUCCCGGACCAAUCGGGGAGAAUAAAAGGAAAAUGUCCUCGGGGAGUAUACAGAGCAGGAAACGGUCUUCUAUAUCGGAGAGGAAAAGUUCUGUAUAGCGUUUAAUCAGUAUUUAGUUUUUGGACUGGUCUCCUUGUAAUGAUCGCAUAUCAACAGUCGGUGCAAUACAUUUUUCAGUACUGAAAACGCGGGUGAAACUACGGAUGUACGGAAUAAAUGUGUGCUAAUGACGUCAUCAUCUCUUUAGCCAACCUCUAGUAAGAGUUUUCACGUCGCGAAUACUUUGACGGUUUUCGUAAGUUAUGAUUAAAAAAAUUCUAAUCUUUGUUUUAAAAUCGUGGAUGCAGUAUAAAUGCGUUAAAACUAACAAUAGGAAUGACUUUCCGCCAUACUGUGACGUUUUAUCUGGAAAUAUAUUUUGAUUGAAUAACAGUAUUAUUUUUAAUAGAUUUUGUAGUUCUAAAACAAUCAAUAUGAUGCAGAAGUUCUUACAAUCUGUUCUUACAAAAAUGUUCUUACUGGGUGAACUAAUCAUUGUAGGUUAGGUAUAUUUCAAACACCAGUUUUGUUUACGAAAACUACAGAAACUCAGGUUGUCUUACAAGUCGCGUUACAAUGACAUAUUUGGUAUCAAACAAUGAUAAUAUAUUGUAUGUAAAAAAAAAGCAGAUAUGUUACAUACACAUCUAAAAUGACAAGUGAAGACAUCACUAUACAACAUCGCUAACUACCGCAUUUGUGUCCUUUUUGUAGAGCACUAUCUCUUGUGCUCUUGUGCGUUUUUAUUUUUGUCUUUCUCAUCAGCGAGAACACAUUUUAUACUCCAUAAUAUAAGAACAUAACUAUGGUAAAUAUCAUUGGUGUCAAGAUAACAUUAUAUUGUCAUAAAUAUCAUUGGUGUCAAGAUAACAUUAUAUUGUCGGUCACUGUAUUUCAUACUGUACCUGCCAGAAAAAAAGAAUCGACCUAUACCUACUAAGGGUACUGAUGACGUCAUUAGUAAUAGCGUCAAUACUAAAAAAAUGCUUUGUUUUCGGUCGUGUACGAUCAGUUUAACUCGAACUUGAGGCUUCGAGUGUCGCCUGUGCAGGCAACUCGUAAAUCGUAAUGUCAGACUGGGCUCAGUCUGACGGUUCAUCUAGUUUUAUAACGGACGCAAUAUCGUCUAAUAGAUAUAAAAAAAUGAGACAAAUCAUGUCUGUACAUUGAUAUUCUGUUCUUUUAACUUGUUAGUGGUGUAGUCUAGGUGGAAUGUGUUAAGGUCGAUGAUGUAGGAAUAAGGCUCAAGGUACAUUGACGCGUCGAAGCGACGUGAAGCGUCAAACUCACAAAGAAUGACGUGCGCUUUCACUCGCAAUGCAUCAGUUGCCUGCUAAUUAUUAUUAUUAUUAAUUCAUGAAACUGCUUCGAUGGUCCAGUGGCUAACUUGUUCAGCUGCGGAUAACGCGGUCUCAUUUUGGAGUCUUGGGUUAGCCGUUAAUGUAACUGGAAAAUUCCUAUUACUUUAACUGUGAAUUCCUAGGACUAUACUAUUCUCAGUUAUAUAUAACUGAGAAUUUCUAAAAAGAAAACUCUUUCUAGAAAUUCUCAGUUCUGUCUAAGAAUUCACAGUUGGGAAGUUGGUGGUGUUACCCGUGCCUUGGAGCGCACGUAAAGUUGUCGAUCAUGCGCUUGCUCUCUCUCCAGUCGUGUCGAGUUGCCGCCUCAUUGGACUAUGAGAGUAAGGAAAUAGAGCGUGCCCCCUGUUUACGCAUACGAUUGUAAUAUUUCCCGAAGAGUUGGCUAAUCUCUGUUGAGAUGGCUGCUGUUGUCUAAAUUAGGUUGAGAUGAGCAAAUUCAUUAGUUCAGUUACAUUGAAGUAGCGUGAAUGGCUUUAAAGUUAACUAUACAUUAUCUAUAAAGCAUAGUUUGACUUUGCUCAGACUUUACUUAAAGUUAAAACAAGGCAGUUAUAUAUCUCACGUAAAUCUGUCGCAACUCUAAGGGAAAAGUACAAUUUGUAGAUCGCAGCCUUAGUAAUUUAGAGUAGAGGUAUCGCUGCGCUUCGCGUAUGCGCCAAUGUGGCUUGAGCCUAAUAUACCUAAUUCUAUAUUCCCAUACAUCUAAUCAGAGAAAGGAAUAUAAUAAUUAUGUUAUUUGUAUCGUUCCAAACAUGUAGUUGGUUUUU